AAGUGGUUCUUGGUGAUGGCAAAACACUUGUCGUACGUAUCAAGUAAAACAUUUAGUAUCUUCUUGUCCGUUAAAUUCUGCUUGUUCCAAGGCUCACUUGACAACCUAGGAAGCUUGAAGCAGCAAUACGGGCUUGCUAAGAAUGCAAACGAGGUUCUCUUGGUCAUUGAGGCUUACAAGACUCUCCGUGACAGAGCUCCAUACCCUGCCAACCAUGUAGUGGCUCACCUAAGUGGCGACUUCGCCUUUGUGGUCUUCGAUAAAUCAACUUCCACUCUGUUUGUAGCUUCUGACCAAGAAGGUAAGGUUCCAUUGUAUUGGGGGAUAACAGCUGAUGGGUAUGUGGCAUUUGCUGAUGAUGUUGAGUUGCUUAAAGGUGCUUGUGGAAAGUCUCUUGCUUCUUUCCCUCAAGGCUGCUUUUACUCGACUGCGUUAGGUGGGCUAAGGAGCUUUGAGAACCCUAAGAACAAGAUCACUGCCAUUCCUGCUAAAGAGGAAGAAAUUUGGGGAGCCACCUUCAAGGUGGAAGGAGCAACAGUUCUUGCAGAUUGAGAAUGGAAAACCUUCAAUAGCAAAAAAAAUAAAAUAAAAAAUCAUGUAUUGAAAACAAGAAGCUGUUCUGUGAGUUCUUUAAGCUAUCAAAGGUUGGUGAUGAUGUGUGUAGUGUAGUCUUGUCUCUCUCUUGUCUUUUGCUUCUUUGUAUAGCCAGUGUCUGUUUCUUCCUGUUUCAACUGUAUUCGUCCUAAAUAAGUUCUCUCUCUAA
Molecule: messenger RNA, 763 nt
Organism: Brassica rapa (field mustard)
Lineage: Eukaryota; Viridiplantae; Streptophyta; Magnoliopsida; Brassicales; Brassicaceae
Source: RefSeq, a predicted model, not a curated record